Messenger RNA from Dromiciops gliroides (monito del monte), 491 nucleotides. Its product is annotated as keratin-associated protein 10-4-like. The record is from RefSeq and is a predicted model, not a curated record. The transcript has a single exon. The coding region runs from base 10 to 459 and encodes 149 amino acids. NCBI's taxonomy places the organism in Eukaryota, Metazoa, Chordata, Mammalia, Microbiotheria, Microbiotheriidae. Gene Ontology annotation, cellular component: keratin filament.
CCAAACACCAUGUGCCACACCAGCUGCUCCACUGGCUGCCAGCCAAGCUGCUCUGUGCCCCUGUGCUGCAAGCCAGUCUGCUGUGUCCGUCCUUGCAGCCGCCCAGCCUCCUGUGUGACCCUGCUGUGCCAGCCAGCGUGCCCUGUGGUGACCAGCUGCCAGGCAGUCUGUGGAACUGGCAGCUGCUCCCCCUCCUGCUGUGUGUCCAGCCCCUGCCAGUCCAUCUGCUGUGUGCCCAGUUCCUGCCAGUCUGCCUGCUGUGUGUCCAGCCCUUGCCAGUCCACCUGCUGUGGGUCUAGCCCCUGCCAGUCUGCCUGCUGUGUGCCUGUCUGCUGCAAACCCACUGUAUAUGUCCCUGUGUCCUGCAAGCCUGUAGCCUGUGGGGUCCCCUCCUGCCAGGCCUCCUGCUGCCAGCCAGCCUCCUGUACCUCCCUGCUCUGUGCCCCAUCCUGCUGCUGAGCAGUUCCCUCCCUCAUAUCCCACAGAUUGGA